CCUUCCUAUUGGUCCCACCACAGAAGGGGUGCCCUGGUUCCCACUGGGCUGGUAAACAAAGGGUCUCAGCCUGUGGAGGAGAAGGCUUGAGCAGAAGCCCUUCCUCAGAGAAGCUUGGCCAGGGUAGAGGUCCUUGCCAGAGCACGUGGAGCCACCCUGCCACAGACACAUCUACACCAGGCUGGUAGGGGUGGAGGAGACAGAAAACAGCAGCAAGGGCCAGCAAAUACAUCAAGAGCAGGCAGGAAAGGCAGGCAGGGGCACAGGAAGAUCAGCCUGCGCGGCAUGGAGAGACCUAUGGGAGCAAGCAGCAUGUCAGGAACAGAGGGGGUCUGCACUGUGCCUGAGCAGAAAAGGGAGCCUGAGGCGACGUGCUCUGGGGAGCCCUCUACGGGCUGGGAAGCGAAGGCCAAAAAGAGUCGCUCCUCCCGCUCCUCCCGGGCUGGCCUGCUCUUCCCUGUGAGCCGUAUAGACAGGCAACUGCGCAGAGGCCAGUUUGCUGAGCGCUUUGGAGCCAGGGCCCCUGUCUACCUGGCUGCUGUGCUGCAGUGGGUGACGCACAAAACCAUGGACAUGGCUGGGAGGAUUUCAAAGAAGAGCAACGAACAGUGCAUCUCUCCAUGCCACUUGCAGAUGGCUGUGAAGAACAGCUCUGUACUCAAACACCUUCUGGGAAGCAAGCCCAAGCACCGUGGCAGGGCUGUCCCACAAAGCCAGCGCAUGGCCUCACCCUCCAAAAAGAAGACCAAGAGGAGGAAGAGAAGCCAUAGGAAACAGGCUGCACCUGCCCAUGCCACUGCUGCUGUGACUGUCAAGUGAAAGCAGAAACUCCUGUCCCAUAUUGGCGUGGCAAGGGCUGUCUCAUUUGCCAAAUCAUCCACUAUAAUCUAACAGUUGAAUAAAAGCCCUUGCACUACCAUA
Messenger RNA from Numida meleagris (helmeted guineafowl), 921 nucleotides. RefSeq names its product late histone H2A.2.2-like. The transcript has a single exon. Gene Ontology annotation, molecular function: structural constituent of chromatin; protein heterodimerization activity; DNA binding. Gene Ontology annotation, cellular component: nucleosome. The record is from RefSeq and is a predicted model, not a curated record. Lineage: Eukaryota; Metazoa; Chordata; Aves; Galliformes; Numididae. Bases 286 to 819 code for a protein of 177 amino acids.